UGGAGAGCGCUUUGCGGUCGCAGUAGGGACUUCAGACUCCACACACAGCGCGCGUAGGCUACACACAGAAACAGAGACAGUGAGACGCGCAAAAGGUAAAAUAAAAACCUCUUUGUUUUCGUAUCGAUCCCCACAGCCUCCAGCAGGCUCAUGGAGAGCGGAGCCCUGCUUGUCCGCACCGGGGGCAGGUUGAUCGGAUGCCUUUCACCACAGCAGCGCCGUUAGAUGUUUUCCAUUCAGGAUUAAUUGGUUGACCAAUGGCUCCAAAACAUGCGCUCCUCUCCAGCAGCGGCAGCAGUGGCCCCGGGGUUGGAGGGGUGAAGAGUAAAGGAGACCCCGUCUCUUCUUCUCCGACGGCAUGGAUCCUGGAUGCGGGGAUGGUGGCCGUCUGUUCGCCGAGGAACGGGAAGAGGACGCGAGCGCUGGAUGGGAUGCUGGCCCGGUGGUUUGUGACCAUCGGCGCGGUGCUGAUGCUGAUGCUGCAGAGCUCCUUGGCCGCUGACGCUGAAGGAGGUCGCUAUGAGUCAAUGAGGCGGGCUGUUUUGCCUCUGGACCCCGCAGUGCCCUCAGCCAUCCCCCGGACUGGAGACAGAGAUGGGGCUAAAGACAAAGAUGCAAUGGAUGGGGCUGACGCAGGUCCCAGAGCUUGGCCCAAGGGUAAAGUGUUUGCUGAGGCCAGAGCAGCGGUUUGGACUGAAACAGAAGCAGGAGUGCGUGCCGGUGCAGGUGGCAAAGUCUUUGCAGAGACUGGGAUAAUGACGGGAACCGGUGCCUGGGCUGAAGUUGGGGCUGAAUGGAGUCCGGUAGAUGCGGACAGGGUUGAUCUGCCAAGCAUGCCCAGGGACCCGGCUGCCUGGCUGGGGCAGCAGAGGCUGCAGAUUCGUGGACAGGGCCAAAGAGAGCAGGCAGCCUUCUCCUCAGACCCCACCAUACUGGCAGAGACAGCCGAGCUGCAGGCACCAGUGCUGGGAAAACCUUUAGGACUGCUGUCUAAAGCUGCUUGGACCAAAAGCACCUCUUCAUCGUCAUCCAAGGCCUCCUCCUCUUCCUCCUCCUCAUCUACAACAAAAGCGUCCUCUUUGCCUUCCACCUCCUCUUCCUCCUCCUCUCCAGCCAGUAAAAGAGACAGUCAGACAGCAAGACCAGACAACGUCUCACUGGUUGUUGUCAACAGCAACUCCUCCAACAGCAAUAGCAGCUCCAGUUUGGACGAGUCAGUGAGCAGCCUGCCAGCCUGGGAUCUCCCCACUGUCCCCGAGUCUCUCCUGUCCACAGUAGGCGACCAUGAUGUCACGCUUCCUGCCAACAUCACCAGCCCUUUCUCCACCCAUCAGUGGAACACCACAAUGCCCGUGCGCACCAGAAACACCUCACGGCAGACGACCACAUUAACCACCACCAUAAGCACGUCUCUGUCACCCAGCACCACUUCAACUUUACCGCCAUCCACCACAGCAAGAGCACAGGCACCAUCGGGACCCACUGCAGUUUCUCAAACCACAAGCCAGGACACUGUGACCAACGACAGCCUUCAGCUGACGACGGUAACCACGACGACGCCCUCAACGACCAAUCUUACUGUGACUGCCGCUGAGAUGAUGACACAGGCGAUGACCACUGGGAGCGCUGUAACAGCAUCACCAAAUAACACUGCUGCUUCAACCACGCAGCAAACCACGAGCCUCAUACUGACCACAGCAGCUACAACUCAGCCUACAACCACCACGACAACCACACCCGCCACUACUACCACCACUACUACUACAGUCCCCCCAACCACCACCACCACCACCACCACCACUCCUCCACCCACUACUACAACUACUACACCUGCAACUACUACUACUACUACUACUGCUGCCACAACCACCACUACCACUAUUACCACAUCGACAAAGAUACCUGCCACCAUUGUCUUCAUCCCGAUCCAAACCACGCUGCCUCCAACCACGACCACUGAAUCGCCGUCCAGCACCAGUGCAGAGGAAAGUUCUCUACCAUGCAACGUGACUGAGAAGUACUGGGUCAGAACAGUUCUGUCCAUUGAGCUGCGUAGGAACCGCCUGGACCUGAUCCUGAAGCAGAACCUCUCCAAAGGACUGAGCCACGCCCUGCAGAGAGCCCUGAACGACUCCACAGCUAACGCACAGGUGGAACACGAUGACUGCAGCCCCCACAACGUGACACUGGGUUACUACGUGACCAGCGGCAAAACCGUCUACAUUUCCUCCUUGGUGGUUGAGGCGCUGCACAUUUACGGUUUUGACAAGCUGCUGUCGGACAUCAGGCAGCACACUCCACUGGUUAAGGCAGUCCUGGUUCCUGUGGCAACCUGGCUGCCCGCUCCAAGCAUUCACCUGCAGCUGAAAACAGUGUUGAGGUUCGUCGGCCCUACAGAUAACAUCUACUCCUGCAGUUUUGUCCAGAUGUUGGAGCAGAGGCUGGAAAACGCCUUCGAUGAGGCUCAGGACAAAGUGCUGGAGACCUACAACAGGCUCACUGUGGAGAUCCAGAGCGUGUCCCAGGAUCCAGGCUCUCCGUCAGUCUCUCUGGUGUAUGUGGUGAAGAAUCAGGAUGCAAUUCUUAACGGGACGAUCUCCAGCGGCCUCCUCAACCAGCUGACCGCAGAGCUGGUGGGAUACUUUCUGUUCUACCCACCCAUGGUCAUCGCUGAGCCCCUGGAAUACCAUAAUCUCAACACAUCGAUGGCAACCAAGAACUAUUGGGUGAUAACAGUGAUCCAGGAUGUGGACAGCUCCUCCCUGGAGGCUAACUACCAGAGCUUUGCCAGCCUGAUGGAGCAGCGGCUGGCUGAGCUCUUCCUGGUGGCUGGCAGGCAGGGCUCUCGGAUUGCGCGAUCUCGGCGGGCCACCACUGUGGGGAGCUACACCGUGCAGAUGGUGAGCAUGCGUCGACUGCCUGGUCCCAAGAACCCAGCAGAGAUGACCUACUACGCCCAGUUGAACGGAGCACCCAUCACUGGAUCCAAUGCUGCCAAGACCCUGAGCAGUCUGGACUCCCAGACCAUGGCUCUGACACUGGGAUACUUCGUACAAGUACAGGCUGAACCUGUGGUAAAGACGCCGCAGAGCAACCUGUGGAUCAUGGCCAUUCUGACGCCUCUCUUCCUGUUGAUGGUGGUGAUCGGCAUGGUGUCUUUCAUUCUGUGUAAGAGGAACAGGGUCAUCUUCAAAACUGGCGCCUUCAGGACCUUCAAAACCCGCUCCAAGACCUCAUAUCGAAGGGAGGGCAGUUACCACCACCAGCCUGUCCAGGGCUUUGACUAUGCCAAGAAGCACAUGGGUCGAACAGGUGAUGAGGCCAUCUCCGUUACCAAGGAGACGUUGGUGCUGGGGCUGCCUGUACGAGAUGCUCCGCUGUCACUGUCAUUGGAUAAGAAAGUCCAUCAGGAUGGGACCGCCAGCAAGAGGCCUCCAUCUGCUGACAUACACAAAGGAGGGCGGUUGCCAAGCGAGGAGGACGGCUCAGUGUCAAGUAACGGCUCUGGGAAGCUGAACACCAGCAAGAGCUCCUCGGCCCGAAGGACGGCGACGGGCAGCAGCACCAAGAACGGCAAGGAGGAGCUUCACAAGAGGAGCACCAACGACCCGUACGAAGACCAUUCAGGCUCUCUGCGUCUCAUCACCAUUAAACCCAUGACUGCUCAGCCAACCUACUCCUAUCCCUCCUCCUCAUCCCACAGCCAAGACUCUGUGGUCCUCAACGGGGAGGCAAACCAUGGUGGGCUGAAGCAGAAGUCGGACAUCGAGCACUAUAGGAACAAACUGCGCCAGAAGGCCCGGAGGAAGGGCUACGGAGAAUUCUCUCUGUCCGAGAGUGGCAGCCAUGGUUACAGUCACCGUGACACCAGGCACAGUCGGCACGAUAACGGGGUCAAGGAGCCAAUGACCGCUGAGGAGAAGAGGGCUUCCUUCGCAGGAUGUCAUAAGAGGUUCUCCCACCCGCGGGAGCCCACCUAUUGGAGCCGACAGUCUCUGAGCAGCCCGAGCCCGGUAGAGACAGAGAUGGACCUGCUGGUGCUGAGAGAAAGAUCCAGGAGAGGCAUCCGAAACAACGGCUACGAUGGCGAACCGGAACCGUUUGAGGAGACCAACGUGGACCGCCUGAUGAGCUCUCUGGGUUACGGAGGUGGAUCUACUGGCACUGGGAACGGCAGCUUGGGGGUGAAAGCUCACCGUGGCUCCGACUCCUCCACACUCAGCUCUCAGCCAUCCAUUGAUGAGGUCCGCACGCAGAUGCAUAUGUUGCUAGGCAACGCCUUCAGCCUGGCACCUCCGGACCACGACCCUCCUUCUCCACCAACCAACAGCCACCACCAUCACCACCACCAUGCCCACAGGGCCUACAACCCGUCCCACACCAGCCAUUACAAUGACGGGGUGACGAGCGCCCCAGGGACCAUGAACCAUCCCUGUGGAGGCAGACAGAGGAGUGCAGGCUACGAGGACAUGCACCAGUGCAGCCUGCCUAAACCGGGUUUCCGGUUCACCCAGCUUCCUGAUAUGGGCAUUGGGUCUCCCCCGCCACUGAUCCCCUCGAGACCAGGACCACCACCUGGGACCUCAUUACGACGUUCCACCCCUGAUGUUAGUCUGAAGCCCCGUGUGUCAGAGGCCUCUGACCUGCAGGCUCAGCAGCACAACGGUGCCCCGUACCUGCCGCUGUCCAGGACCCCCUUCCCUGCUGUCACUGUCGACCAGUCCAUCACCACCUACUCAGGAAACCCAAUAACAGCAGUCUACGCGAUAUCUGCCAACCGCCCGGGUUACUCAGACUACUUUGUCAUGUCACCGCCGUCCUCAUACCGUAGCCCGUCCUGGAUGUCCUACCCACCCGAGCCAGAAGACCUGCCGCGGCAGUGGAACGACACACCGAACUCACGUCAUCUUGAAACCAUCUGCUGAAGUCGCCUGGCUGUGACACUGAGUGGAAACAGCCGAUAGCUCGGUGUCUCUUUGGAUGGGCAGAGGACAUUCCCCUCACUGAAAACUCUGGAGCUUUAUCACCCCUCCUUCACUUCAGCCCGGCCUUCCUCCUGUCUGAUUUAUUCAUCACCAGUGGACCCCCGCUCCGCCCCCACCUUAUCCCCAGCUCACCCUCUCUCCACUGGGCUGGUCUUCGUCUGUCCUCUCUCUGCCCGCUUCAUCUGCAGCUCAAAGCGUUUUCAUCCUCCACAACUCCUCUGCCCCAUAAGCCCCUUCACCUGGUCAAAGCUCUGCUUCAAUCUAAUCCAACACAAAUGUUCAGCCAUAACUCUCUCUUUCUCUAUUCUCUGCUCCCUGAGCCCCUGGCCUCACCGGCCCCUACUGGCCCCUCUGGGCCCCUUGUCAGUAUCUCUAUGUAGACUGCCUCCUCUGUGGUGACCACCGUUGUACAGCAAGAGGCCCCUCACACUGCUGAACUGAACUGAGCUGAGCUGCGUGAAGCUGCACUGUGCUUCCCUGCGAUACAACACACAUGUGCAGUGUGGAUGAACAGGGUGAGUACAGUCCAGUGUGACAACUAGUUCUCUGCCCCAGCAAUCAUCGUACAGUAACUGCCAUCUGCCCCAGCACAAGAUGGCACACAGCGCUGCGUUAUCAGUACAGUAGUGCCUCAGCCAUGGCCAGUAGUCUGCUCCUCCUCUGAACUGGACUGGACUGGACUGGACCAUCCUGGACUUGUCUCUGAUUUCCACCAUGAAGCCAGGAAAGCUGGACUGACUUAAAACUGUGCUUUUUUUUGAUGAAUCCAAAUUCCUACUGUAUGUAAACCUUCUACAGCUGGUUAAUAUGUGUAUUUUAAACUUAAGUGAGAAAAAAAAUCUAAGGAAAAGGGAAAAAAAAAAAAAUCUCUCGUCUUGAGCUGUCUCAAUUUCAGUUUUUGGAUAUUUGUGUGCUUUUGUCUUUUACUUUUGUGCAUUGAUUAUUAUCAAUGGAUUACUGUACAAAAAAGACGUAGUGAGUGUUUCUCUUUCACUCACCUUAUUUCAAUGCAAAAAAAAAAAUUACAUUCUUCAAAACAGAGAAAUCGGCGGCUUAGUUGUCUGUGGUUAUGAUGGCAUUUCUGUACUUUUAAAAAGAAUUUACUUCGUUUACUUUUUUCCUUCAUCAGAUUCAGCAAUGAAAACAGGAAUUAGUCACUAUGUUCUGUCGACCAUCUGAUUAUGAAGUUUUCGUCUGAUAAUCAUUAGGCAGACCUGAGUCAACUACUCAUAUUGAAAUUCCACUCACAUGCAGAUUUGUGUUUUGUAGCUUCGCAGUCGCUGCAGGGUUUCUUUGACCCCUCACUAAAGGCAGAAGAUAAAAAAACAUAUUCUUUAUGAUGACUUCAAUUUGAGCUGAUUUCAACUCUGGUUUGACUCAGGUCUGUUCCAAAUAUGUGAACACACCAGUAUUCUUAGAAAAACAGUUCUUUUACUUGAAAGGUGUCUACUGUAUUCUACUGUAUACGGAAAUCUGACUUCUGGUUCAUUUGGUCUUGAUGAAGAGGGUUGAAUAUCUGGACAUUGGACUAUGGUGUAGUACUGUUCAAGAGACUUGAGGGCUCAGGUGAGCCAUAUAUGUAACGAUUAUAUGUAUUACUGUAUAUAGCAGAUGAUUUAACGAAGAGAUUUAUGCAAGUAAUGUGGGAGGGAUACUUCGCUUGACAUUUUUCUGAUGCCAUUUUCCUUUUAUUUCCAUAGUGUUAACGGAGGACUGUUUUUGAAACUCCUUGACUUUCUGAAAGAUACACAUAUUUAAGUAUCAUUUGGAUCAUCAUGUUUCAUACUAUUACAGAGAGAAAAUAUUACAGAUAACACAUGACUAAGGGGACAGAUAGAACGUUUAGAGUAAAAAGGCAGAUCUUACCCUGCGUUGACAGUAUUAUUUAUGUUUGAACAAAGCAGAUAUAGCCAUAAUAGUUGAAAUAAUGCAAUUUUUAGUACAAAGAAUGUCACAGUCUAAAUUAUAUUUACCCUCAUUUUUUCUGAGGAGAACUGGAAUUCUGUAAGCACACUGUAUGUAGGGCUCCUCAUCAUUUAGAUGGUACUAAAGGAGAUUAUAGCCAUAUGUUAACUUCACCAAGUGGACAUACAACAGCUAACAUAUACAGUGUUAUGUUAAAAGUGGCAAAUGAUACCAAAUGAGAGUUUAUUAGCUAGGCAAUGAUGAGGCAGGUAUUAGAGAGGCAGUAGAUAGAUUUAUAAAGAUAGGUUAGUUCUUAUAGAUUAAAGGGAUAGUUUAGAUUUUUCUUAGGUGGCAUUGCAUGGUGUCUACAGUCAGUGUAUUACACACAGUAAAUGUCUGUCAGCACGCUGCCAAUUUAGAGAAGCAGCAGGAGUACUGACUCUGAAGCUAAGUAAUGCAUUACUGUGGAUAGGGAUAAGCAAUGAAAUGCAUUUUAGCCACCUGAGAAAAUGUCCCACUUCAGAAAAAUCAGUAUCAGCUGAAGUGUAUUCUAUAUUGAGAAUAUUUUCACCACCUUACCUUGCCGUCAGACAGCCUGUCCAAACGCGGAAGCCCCUAACAGCUUCAGUUCCCCAUCUGUGGUCUCAUCACAUCCACCAGAUUCCACUGACAAAAACAGUAAUUUUAAUUUGGUAAACCCAAGAGCUGCUGGUCUACCGUAGCUUCGAUCAGUUAUUUCGUUUGUGUUAUUGUGUGACUUUAGUGAAUCCAGACUUACCCCUUUAAAUGCC
This is a messenger RNA of Epinephelus lanceolatus (giant grouper), 7681 nucleotides long. RefSeq names its product KIAA1549-like a. NCBI's taxonomy places the organism in Eukaryota, Metazoa, Chordata, Actinopteri, Perciformes, Serranidae. The record is from RefSeq and is a predicted model, not a curated record.